Oreochromis aureus is the source of this 2063-nucleotide messenger RNA. RefSeq names its product cholinergic receptor, nicotinic, gamma (gene chrng). The record is from RefSeq and is a predicted model, not a curated record. Gene Ontology annotation, cellular component: synapse; neuron projection; postsynaptic membrane. Bases 1 to 1857 code for a protein of 618 amino acids. The transcript has 12 exons. Gene Ontology annotation, molecular function: acetylcholine-gated monoatomic cation-selective channel activity; transmembrane signaling receptor activity. NCBI's taxonomy places the organism in Eukaryota, Metazoa, Chordata, Actinopteri, Cichliformes, Cichlidae. Gene Ontology annotation, biological process: regulation of membrane potential; chemical synaptic transmission; signal transduction.
AUGCCGUGCUGGAAAUCCACUUUUGGAUUUUACCCUAACAAUCACCCAGUCACCAACCCCCAACCUUCAGCCUUCCCGUCAACCCGAGCUUCGACCUCUGGUGGGAAGCACACACGGGUGCCCGAGUCCAUGCGUGUCACAUUAGUGGUUGAGGGAUUGUCUCGGACAGCACUGCUCAAAGACACGCUGAUGGAUUUUGAACCUCCGUGCACUCUGCCACUCUUUAUAGGAGUGUUGGUGUUUUGUGCCACAGCCUCGGCAGCCAAUCUUGAAAGGGAGCUGUUUAAGGAUUUGAUGAAGGGCUACAACAAGAACGUUCGGCCCAUGGAGAAGAGUGGAGACAUUACUAAAGUCUCCAUCAAGAUGACGCUCACCAACCUCAUCUCUCUGAAUGAAAAGGAGGAGGCCCUGACCACCAACGUCUGGAUAGAAAUGCAAUGGUGCGACUACAGGCUGAGAUGGGACCAGCCACCCAGGUCAGCUCUGUAUGGGAACAUCACCUCUAGUCUGCGUGUCCCCUCCAAAAGCAUCUGGUUGCCUGACAUUGUACUGGAGAACAACAUUGAUGGACAAUUUGAGGUAGCUCUUUACUGCAAUGCACUGGUGUCUCCUGAUGGCUGUGUGUACUGGCUGCCUCCUGCUAUUUACCACAGCGCCUGUGCCAUCACUGUGAACUAUUUUCCCUUCGACUGGCAGAACUGCACCAUGGUCUUCCGCUCGCAGACUUACAGCGCCAAUGAGAUCGAGCUGGUUCUCACAAAAGAAGAUGACAUCACAUUAGAGUGGGUGGAUAUCGACCCAGAGGCCUUUACAGAGAAUGGAGAGUGGGUUAUCAGACACAGACCAGCCAAGAAAGUGAUCAACACUCAGUACACCAAAGAUGACCUGGAGUAUCAGGAGCUGGUCUUCUUUCUUAUCAUUCAGAGGAAGCCUGUCUUCUACAUUAUUAACAUUAUUGCUCCCUGUGUCCUCUUCUCCUCCCUCGGGCUGCUAGUCUACUACUUACCUGCCAAAGCUGGUGGUCAGAAGUGCACCAUGUCUAUUGUGACUCUUCUGGGCCAGACUGUGUUCCUCUUCCUCAUUGCUAAGAAGGUUCCAGAGACUUCUCAAGCGGUGCCUCUUAUUGGAAAGUAUCUUAUGUUUGUGAUGUCGGUGACCACCAUGGUAGUGAUGAACAGUGUCGUAGUCCUCAACGUAUCCCUGAGAACCCCAAACACUCACAAAAUGGCAGACAAAGUUCGGAAGAUCUUCCUAAACAUCCUGCCUCGCCUACUUAGGAUGCAGAUGCAACCCUGGACACAAAACGCCAGCAAUGCAUCAGAAAUGAGAAAUGGAACUGUGUCUGCAGGCAGGAAUGGUGUCCACCUGGUUCCCUGCCGUCGCCGCAGCUCUAUCACUGUCAUCACUAAGGCGGAGGAAUACGUAAUGAAAACAGCUCGGUCUGAGCUCAUGUUUGACAAACUCAGAGGGAGAAAUGGAUUGAUGAAAUCAGUGCUGGAGAAGCUGCAUGAUGGGCUGGAGGGGGGUACAGCACACCACCUUGUUAAUAGUCUAGCAAAGGCCAGUCCAGAGCUGAAGCAGUGUGUGGCCUCCUGCAAACACAUCGCUGAGACUACAAGACAGCAGAAUGACUUCCAGAGUGAAAAUGAAGAAUGGUUCCUGGUUGCCCGUGUCAUCGACAGGGUCUGCUUUAUCGUCAUGGUGCUGGGUUUUUUUAUCGGCACUAUUGGCAUCUUCUUGAUGGGCCACUUCAACCAGCCGCCCGCUACACCUUUUCCUGGGGAUCCAAAGAAGUAUCUCCCUCCACUACACAACAUUACUGCUGUAGCAGGAAUGGAAACAAACGCCUUAGGGUGAACCAGGGAGAAAUGUUUAAUGUUAUCACUUUACCUAGAGUGAGAAUCUGACAGGCUUCAUUAGUGAUCUUUCACUAAUGACUACGAUACAAAGAAUGGAGAAGAUGCAGCUGUAUGUGUUUUGUGCACAGGUGUCUGCUGUGGGGCUGCGGACUAUCACAGAAGCAAUCCACUGCACUGUUCUGUGAAUGCAUACUGUAUCAGCUG